CAGAAGAGAGAAAGAGAAUCGAUAUUUGUGUAAAAUUAGGCAGAAGUUUAUUUGUUUGGCAUUUUGCUGAUAAUAGAAUUUCGUUUGCGAAUUUUUGUUAUGAACAGUUUUUGAUCGACGGCACAGCACGUGUAGAAAUGUAUCUAGUGAAUAUUGCUGAAUAGCGAAAAUUGAUUUAAAUCUAAUGUCAAGAUGUAGAUCCAAAAGUAAACUGUUUGUUCUCCACAAUUUUUAGGACAACAGUGUGUUUUAAAUAAGGCCAAAUUGGUGUUUUGUAUUUGAACCUGCAAAAUGGACACCAUAGGAGAAUAUGAAUACACAACAAAAGAUAUUUUGGGUCAUGGAGCAUUUGCAGUGGUAUUUAAGGGAAGAUCUAAAAAGGAUGCGGGUCAUGUAGUGGCUAUCAAAAGUAUUGCCAAGAAGAAUUUAGCCAAAUCACAGAAUCUUUUAGGAAAGGAGAUUAAAAUUCUAAAGGAGUUAACUCUACUCCACCAUGAACAUGUUGUGGCUCUACUUGACUGUAAGGAAACAACAAAUAAUGUCUUUCUGGUUAUGGAGUAUUGCAAUGGCGGAGACCUAGCUGAUUAUUUAGCAGCAAAAGGAAGCCUUAGUGAAGACACCAUUCGGUUGUUUCUAAACCAAUUGGCUGGUGCAAUGAAGGCUUUACAUACCAAAGGAAUAGUGCACAGAGAUUUAAAACCCCAAAAUAUCCUGCUUUCACAUAGUGGUGGAAAAUUACAUCCACAGCCUUCUGAAAUAAAGUUGAAAAUCGCUGAUUUCGGCUUUGCAAGGUUCUUGCAAGAUGGUGUAAUGGCGGCUACGUUGUGUGGAAGCCCUAUGUACAUGGCUCCAGAAGUAAUAAUGUCUUUGCAAUAUGAUGCAAAAGCGGACCUUUGGAGUCUAGGAACCAUAGUAUUUCAAUGUUUAACUGGAAAGGCACCAUUCCAAGCCAGUUCACCCCAGCAAUUGAAAAUGUAUUAUGAGAAGAAUGCAAAUUUGGCUCCUAAAAUUCCACCAAGCACAAGUCCAGAACUCCAUGACUUAUUGAUGGGCUUGUUAAAAAGAAAUGCUAAAGAUAGAAUGAACUUUGAUGUUUUUUUCAGUCACAAGUUUCUUCAGAGGGUGGAAUCUCCAUCCACUCAAAGUCCUUUGCAAGGAGAAUUACCAAUGCCUAUCUAUGGAUCUUCGCCUGUAAAUAAAGUGGUGAAGCCUUCGACUCCCACCAGGGUGCAGGCAGCACCCGUUUCUCAACCAGAAUCUCCCCGAUCUACAAGAAAUGCUCUCAGUUCAAGUCCUGAAGAUGAUUAUGUUAUAGUUCCGCAGAACAUUCAAAUUCAGUCAGAUCAAUCUGUGGACAGCAGCCUUGAGAAAGACAAACCUGGUUUGAAGUUGCCUGUUAAAUCAUCCCCUCCAAGUUCUGAUCCUGCAUUGAAUAGUCCAACAAGGCCGAACUUCUUACCCAUAUCAGAACCAAUUCCAGUCCCAACACAGAAAGAGGCUUAUCAGAGAAUGUAUAAUCAGAGCAGUAAGAAAGAACCCCCAUCUUCGCCUGUGGAGAUUUCAAGUAGUAGUGUACCUCGUUCGCAACCCAUUAGCAUGAGGAGGCCACCAGAUAGGCCAAUGAGCACUGACAUCGACAUUGCUUCAAUGUCUCCUCCUUCAGUACAAUUUGUGAUUGGCACUCCACCAGGAAGAAGACGAUCCACAUCAGGUAGUCUAUGUGAAACUCCCCCGCCACCAAACAUUUGGACUGUAUCUCCCACCAGCGCUAAAAACAUGCCGUUAAAUUCGCCCUUGCGUAGAUCCGGCACUUCUCCUCCCGUUUUGAGUGGUCCUUUAGCACGGGUCCCCAUUCUCAGCAGCCCCAAUUUAUCUGAUAACAAUAACUUAGGAAAGACUCCAAUCAUACCAUUUUGCACUAGAGCUGUGACUUUGCCCGAGAUAUCAGAAAUGGGCAAUUACCAUAGAUUAUUUAGUAAUGAAUCUUCCACCAGCAACGAAGCGCCGCAACCCAUAUCUUAUACGUCGCCCGAACUUCCUGAGGAAACGCUUUUAGAGAAAGAGCAUAAUGAGACCCUAGCCAAAAUCAAUUUUGUGUUAGCGCUUAGCAACUGUAUCAUAGAAUUAGCAGCACAGAGAGCGGCCCCUAUUAGUGCUUUGGUAAAUGUAAGCACUAGAGGUAGUCCCCAGUCAAAUUUGCCUGCUUCAGAACUGGACAGGAGAACAGAGCAAUUGGUAUUAUUAGUGCGGGCUCUGCAGCUUUUGAGUUCUGGGCUGGCGCUUGCAACGAAGCAGCUGAAAUCGGGUCAGUUAAGACCCAGUACAGCCGUUAAGAAUGUCGUUUCAACGUUAAAUACAAAAUUCAAAACAACGUUGAUGGAGUGCAAACAACUUAAUAGCAGCGGUUUGCUUAAUAAAAUUGGUACCACCGAUAUUACAGCAGACAAAAUUAUUUAUAAUCAUGCAAUUCAAAUGUGCCAGACAGCAGCUCUAGAUGAACUAUUUGGUAACCCUGAAGAAUGCUUUCAGAGAUAUCAGACGGCGCAGAUACUCUUGCAUAGCCUUUCUCAGCAAGUUCACAAUCCUCAAGACAGGAUUUUGUUAAACAAAUAUAAAGACGCUGUGGAAAAACGCUUGUUUGUUUUGCAACAGCAAGGCUACAUUUUCGCGACGGAUCUAAAUUAGUAAUUUACCAUCAGAAUGUUAUGUUAAAAAUUUGUCAGUCGUUAGGGUGGGUUACGUUGUUAUCACUUUUUUUGAAACUUGAAAUUCCAACGCUACCAGUAUUUAUUUAUAUUGGUAACAAAUGGGAAAAACUGGGAUUAUUGCAGUCACCCUGUUCCUAUUAUUCCAAAGCAUAUUAUUUAGAAAGAAAAGUGUUGUGCUGUAUAAAAUUUCUCUUCAACAACUUAACCUACAUCAGAAUUGCCAGCAAUUUGAAAAAUUGAUAUUCCCAUAUUUGCCCAAAUUUUGUCUGACUGAAAUGAUAUUUUGAAAGUAAAAUACGUUUUGCGCUUCCAUAAAUGUGAAGUGAAGAUUUGAAAAGGUUUAUUUAAAAAUUAAACCUUGGCCAGCAGAGCAUUUCCCUUUUAAUUUUUAUAAAUUCCUCUCCUGUCCCGCAACCAUUCUGCAGGUAUUUUUAGUUCAAAACUAUUGGAAAAGUUGAUUUUGACUUUGACAGACUGCAAAAAAUAUUUUUUUUUAGUCGGUUCAACGGAAAUCUUACUUUUUGUUAUCAAUUUGCCAUAACAGCAGACACUUUGGAAAUAAAAUUUAUGUAUAACUAAAAUUAUUAGAAAAAUGUAUCUUGAAAAUUGAAAACUUCUUCCACUCUGAAGAAAUACUGUGUGCAAAUUUUCCAAAUUGCUGAAAAUUUUGCAUAUACAACAAUGCAGUUUCAUAAUAAAAGACAAGGUAUUUUGUUACAAAGUGAAUGUUUUGUCUGUCAUCUAACAAAAUAAGUUUCAUAGUUAAUACUGGGUGAAAGGUUUUUAUUUAUUAAUAAGCAUAUUUUACCAGCUAGUUUAGUAUGGGUUUGAUGGUUGUGUGUUUUUUUUUAUUAACAGUUGAUUUUUUUUAAAUAAAUUGUUGACUGACUCAGGUUAAGAUUGAUGUAAUGAUAUUGUAUGUAAAAAAAGUUAUACAUAUUAACAAUAUGCGCUCUCGAUUUUAGGUUAGUUUUAUAUUUUAUAUUAUAGGAAGGCUGAUUGGAAGGAUUACUACAUGAAAAUAGAAAAGAAUUGGUCUUGACCAGUGUGCAAUAUUUGGGUUAUGAAUAGUUCAUUGCUUAUGUAUAACCAUCUAAACAAUAUUCAUUUGUUUACUAAUUUAAUUUAGUACUCCAAAAAACAAUAAAAAAUCCAGUAACAUAUA
Messenger RNA from Cylas formicarius (sweet potato weevil), 3873 nucleotides. RefSeq names its product serine/threonine-protein kinase ULK2 (gene Atg1). Gene Ontology annotation, molecular function: protein serine/threonine kinase activity; ATP binding. The transcript is spliced from 18 exons. Gene Ontology annotation, cellular component: cytoplasm; autophagosome. NCBI's taxonomy places the organism in Eukaryota, Metazoa, Arthropoda, Insecta, Coleoptera, Brentidae. The record is from RefSeq and is a predicted model, not a curated record. Gene Ontology annotation, biological process: protein autophosphorylation; axon extension; autophagy. Bases 292 to 2685 code for a protein of 797 amino acids.